GCUGUAUUGCCACACCGACUUCACUGCGUGAUCUUUUCGUUGGUCUUUGUAAAUAGAAGACAUACACCCCCAUUGUGUUUCUAUACACACACACACACGCACGUCAGCUUGCGAGCGCGUUAUAUUGCUUUCUUUUGCUGCUAACCUUGGUGCAUUCCAAACGUCCUCCCUCACGAAACGGUUCGGUUGUUUCCCGAAGUGAUCAGCGCGCUUCCUUCCCCUCCUCCCCCGUUGUUCCCAAAACUGUUGCCCUCUUGCGAUUCCCCUCCCCUCGCGUUGCUGCUACUCCGAUUCGAAAGGACAGGCUUCCCUUCAUGGACCCCCAUGCCCUGCUCCACAUCCGCAGUUUCUUGCCGGCACACUCUUCGCACCACCACAUCCCUUCGUCAAAUGACUCCGAACCUACGGUGGGCCCCGCGCCGACAACGAAAGGUGCAGCCCCGCUGCUCGUCCCUUCAUCCGUCGCCGUUACCCACGCCGGCCUUCCUGCGGCACCGCUUUCAUCACCCGCGCAGGCGACCGCGUCAGACGAGGAGGACGCUGUCGGCUACCCAAGCCCACGUGACGGCGCAGGCAGGACUAGCAGCUCCGCGAGUACGCUGCUGGAGCGCAGCCGGAGCAGCAGCAGCAGCAGCAGCGUUUGCGAGGCUGAUACCACUCGCGGCAAUGGGCUACCACCCUUUACAGUCCCCCUCGCGUUCAUCGCGGCGCACCCACGCAUCCGAAUGAUGGUGCAAAGCCGCUCUGCGCCGCUGACCUGCCCGCAUGACCGAGAGCUGCACGUCGGUGCCCAUGAACGUUUCCAUUCAACGAAUACGUGCGGCGAGCACCCGCUUGGGACGAAGUGGAGCUCCUCACAAUUCUAUUCCGCCUUGUUUGGUCGGGUACCGUCUACGGGGAGAGUGGACUGCGUGGAGUGUCAGCGCGGUGACGCACUGGGCCGCCGUGCGCUCAUCGCCUACUGUCGUCAGAUACGCAGCUUGAGGCCUCGCAGCGGUGGCGAUGGCAGCAGCGUUGCCAGUGUUGGGUGCACCGUGGGCCGUGUGUGCAUUGCGCAGGAAAGGAGCAGCUGGGCUACGACGUUAAUGGACGGCGACGACAGGGUGGUGCCGCUGCGCUUCUCUGUUGUUUUACACGGAAGCGCCAAUGACUGUGUCGAGCUCGACGCCGCAUCCCCGCCGCGUUCAUGUCCCUUUCCGCUUCCUGGGCAAUGGCCUGCAUCACCCCGUAGCAGUCUGCUUCCUCGCCCCAACAGGGACGACGUGUGCUCCUCCUCGCCGCCACCACCACCGCUGCUUCCUCUGGCGCCGCAGCAGCCGGCAGCAGGUCUGUCGCCGGGCCGAGGCGAGUCGAGUGGGCAGCGUCGUGAGGCGCUCGCUCCGCCAGAUUGCACGGCGCGACAGCUGCAGCUGGCGAUGUGGUGGCUUCAGCGGUGCGUACGCCAGGGGAACGAUCGCUGCCCCAGUUAUGGCGAUCAACGCGCGCCAAUUGAAGGUUUGUUUCAUCUCGAUUCUUCGUCCCCUCCUGGGAGCACCGCUUCCGGCACGGCGGCCGUGGCGUCCGCACCGUCUCCGCGAGCGACAGGCGUGAGCGCGCGUAGAGGGCGGCCGUGCUCCGUCCCCGCUGCGUCAGCUUCGCCUUCAUAUGACGAUGCCGUGGGUGGUGCCGCGCCUCCUUCGAUGGGGGAAACACUUGCUGACUUCCCCCCGUGUCGGUCUCUCUGCAGGCCGUACAGCUCUCGUGCUCCGCCUUGACGCAGUGCUGCCACGUUCUAGGACACCUCCCGUCCGUGGGCAGCAUCCGGCGUCUGUUGGUGCACUACGAGCCGCCGCCGCCGCCGCCGCAGUUGACGCGGUGUGCGCCGCGGCGAAGAUCGAACUGCCCGCCGUCCUCUCCGAUUCCUUGGCCGUUGCAGAUGCCCGGCGUGGGUGCGGUGGCGAGGAUGACGAGCUCUCCCGCCGCAGCGGCAGCAGCAGCGAGUCGCGUGCACGGGGAAUUGAGUGCUUUACGAGGCGAAAGGGCCUUCCACGCGUCUGCCGGGCACACAGAAGGCGAUCACUCAUUGCGCUUCUCGGAAGACGCUGACGACGACAACGGCGACGAUCUGCCCGCUCUUUAUGCACCGUUGCCGCUGCCAUCGCAGCUGCCCUCGCUGUUUCAGUCACUGGAGGAGCUCAUUAUAUCCGGGCUGCCUCCCACCUGUGCCGGCGCACAGACGUGCUGGGUGAGCCAGCUGCUGCAACAGCUACAGGUGGGCGUGCACGGGCCCGCAAAAGCAGACGCGCCUGGGACACGCACGUCUCUGCCCACAAUGGAUGAAGUUGACGGCGAUACGCGCCGUGCAGCCGCCCCGCGUCUCCGCCGACUCCUUUUCUUGGACGCACCCUACACGUCGACGGCUGCCCGCCGCAGUAGCGCGUCUCCACGGAGCGGCGUGGACAGCGCAGCUCGAACAGCAACGACGACGACGGCGCCGAUGCGUGCCCUGCUCUCGCCAGAUGAGCAUCUCCACGUAUCCCGAGUCUCCUCACCACCCCGCUCCCCCCUUUUUCAGAUAGGACGAAACGAGAUAGUAACUCUUGAAGUGGGUGACUUGGGAAGGCGCAGCGGCGCAGCACCGGCGUUCCAUGAGCCUGCUACAGUGAGGUUGCAUCUUCUUGCUUCAUCUGCAGCGCGGAGGCAAGAGCAGACGAGUCGACGCGCGCAGCCGCCUUCGCCUUCGCCCUCAUCACUGCGCGUUACGGGCUCCGCUGAAGCAACCAGCGCUGCUAGCACCUCCUCUUACCGAAUGGAUGAGACGACACCAUCGAUGCCGCCACCGCCGCCGCCGCCGCUGCUGCCGUCUCCACUGGAGGAGCUGUACGUGGCGCCCAGUGUGCCCUGGGUGCUGGCGCCUCCGCUGAAGGUGUCCCCCGCAGCGAGUCCCUCCCCCGCCUCGCCAAUGCCGCUUCCCCACGCGCUCCCGUGGAUCUGUCAUUGCCCUAACUUACUCUCCCUCAACCUCAGUCACAGCGCGGUGACGGAUGACGUGUGUGGGCAGGUCGUGGCAGCCCUGCCCCUGCUCAGCGAGCUUCACUUGAGCUGGUGCAUGGACUUGCAGGAAGUCCCAGCGGUGCUGCGGCGAGCAACUUCGCGUCGGCUGCACGUGCUGAACCUCGUUGGGUUGUCCUCUCUCACCUCUGAAGCGUUAGAGUCGUUGUGCCUGCGAGCCUGUCCGUGGCUGAUGCAGGCGGUGGAGGAGCUGUACCUCGCGCAGACGCCCGUGGUGGCGGUUGGCUGCGUCGCCUUCGCCUGCCCACAGCUGCGGCGCCUGCAGCUGCCGGAUGCGACGGUGCUGGACGCCACGUCUGCGGCCUCUCCUGAGAGCGCUGUCGACGAGGUACAGGACCUAGACGGUGCUGCACGACAGAGGGUGAACUACGAAGAGCGGCUCCUUGCGAGAGGAAGCAGCAGCAACGGCAGCAAAUUUACCCCUGCGUCCCCGCGCGGUUCGGCACUGUCGGUGCAGGGUUACGGUGGCGUCAUCCCCGUCCUGAGCCGUCUCUUUCCUACCUUAACGCAGCUCACGGUGCACGGCGUGGAGGCGAUGCGGAUGGCGCGAACAACAACCCCGCAACGACUACUGCCCAGCUGGCGUGCCGUCCCCUUCGAUGACGAAGCGGAGGCGGAGGAGGGAGGGGCGGGGGAGGCAACUCGCAGCGAAGCAGGGAGCGGGCUGCCCCUCGCGCCGGCAGCAGACUUCGCCUCCGUGCGGGCCGCCUACGCAGCGUUUCUGCGGCACGGCGAGUUCUACAGUCUCCCACGCUUGCUGCCGCACCUCCGCGCCCUCUACCUUGACGGCUGCACCGAGUUGGGGCAGCUGCUCGACGAGGACGACGGCAACGGGGAGGGCGAGAGGGAAGGGGAGGGAGAGUGUUUUUCGUUUGGCGGCACCACGCUCUCGUUGGCGGGUGCGGUGCACGACGUACGCACGCUAGCACACCUCCUCGUCUGGCGUCCGAGCACCUCGGGCGGAUCGUUGGGCAUUCCCUACCAGCGAAGUGACGGUGCGCGUCACACACACCAGCCCAGUGAAGGGGCGCUGCAGUGUCUACGGGAGCUUCGCCUCUCUGGCUGCCGCUCCCUUCGGGCGGACCCGAUGGCAGGCGUGAUUGUGCAGCGCUGUCCGCGUCUGUGCGUCUUAUCGGUGGCGGAUACGCUGCUCACCGAUGCCGCGCUGGCCCACCUCAGCGCCGGCCUGCAGACGACGCUGGAGACGAUCGACCUGUGCGGGUGUGCCGCCAUCACCGACGUCGCGCCGCUGCGGUGCUGUGCGGUGCUGCGUGAGGUCCGGUUGCCCGGUGGGCAGCUGCUGAACGCGCGGACCAUGUCGGUCAGGUGUGGCGAGGGGCUGCGCGGCCUGUCCGCGCUCCUCGGCCGUCUCUGUCCCGAUCUGCGUCAGCUGCAGCAGCAUUGCAGAGGCAGUGUGGACGCUGCGGAGGUGGCGCAGAUCGCUUUGAUGGGGCGGUGGGUGACGGAGGUGGAUCUGUCAAAGAUGGUGGGAUCAACGUGA
Leptomonas pyrrhocoris is the source of this 4552-nucleotide messenger RNA. RefSeq lists its product as hypothetical. The record is from RefSeq and is a predicted model, not a curated record. NCBI's taxonomy places the organism in Eukaryota, Euglenozoa, Kinetoplastea, Trypanosomatida, Trypanosomatidae. Gene Ontology annotation, cellular component: SCF ubiquitin ligase complex. The transcript has a single exon. Bases 1916 to 4552 code for a protein of 878 amino acids. Gene Ontology annotation, biological process: SCF-dependent proteasomal ubiquitin-dependent protein catabolic process.